ACUGGGGCUAUUGAAAUGAGAAGAGUUAUGUAUAUAUUUUCUUAAUAACGCCAAACUAAAAGCUGAAACUGUCAAUUGAAAGAAACAUGUCACUCCUAGGUUUAUUAUGCUUAUGGUUUCCUUUGAGAAUGACAAAUCAGAUUUGAGAGUUUUCAGAAAAGCACCACAAUGGAUGCAUCAGACAAACAUCUUCGAAGCAUAUAAAAAUCAGAAAGAUUGGAUCUUUCUUUGUUUUGUUACUUCAUCUUCUUCGUCCAAUACGUAUUUAGAUUCAAGUUUCGAUUUUCUAAAAAUCAAAUUCGUUCGUCUCUCUUUCUUCCAAAUCUCUGCUUCUUUGAAAGUCUCAAUCUUUACUUAUGGGUUUCUGUUAGGAAAAGACCCUUUAUCGUAAACCUUGUCCGAUUGGAUUUUUGUUACCAAAAUAGAGAAGCUCUGGAUUCUUGUGUGAGGAGCUUUUAGAUGAAAGUGAUGGUAACGGAGAUGGAGGAAGGGGUUAAAGACAAUGGUGCAUCAACCCCUAAAUCGAGAGUCACAAACCAAUGUAGAGUUCUUUUGUCGAUGCGUCUGCUUCAGGUUUUGUUUUUGUUUCUUGUGUUGACUUUUGGGAUCUCAGUAGUUAGUAUACACAUGAUCAAGUUCUUGAAGAUUCAACAUUUGGAUCCUGUGGCUCCAACCACGUUGAUCUCUAUGUACGGUCGUGGGACUGUUACUUUAGAUAGCUUUAUUAGGCCUCCUUCCAAUGUUUGGCACACGAUGAAUGACAGUGAAUUGCUUUGGCGUGCUUCCAUGGAGCCACAGAGAAAUGGGUAUCCGUUUAAAAGGGUUCCUAAAUUGGCUUUCAUGUUUCUCAGCAAAGGUCCUUUACCAUUUGCUCCACUCUGGGAGAGGUUCUUUCAAGGAUAUGAGGGUCUUUACUCAAUCUAUGUUCAUGCUUUGCCUUAUUACAAAUCGGAUUUUUCGAGGUCUUCUGUGUUUUACAGAAGAUAUAUCCCUAGUCAGGCUGUGGCAUGGGGAGAGAUGAGUAUGGGGGACGCUGAAAGGAGGCUUUUGGCUAAUGCUUUGCUCGAUAUCUCUAAUGAAUGGUUCAUUCUGCUGUCUGAAUCAUGCAUUCCUCUUCAAUACCCCAUUCCAAUUCUGGUUAACAUGUUCUUUGCUUAUGGAAGAUAA
Camelina sativa (false flax) is the source of this 1167-nucleotide messenger RNA. Its product is annotated as glycosyltransferase BC10-like. Gene Ontology annotation, cellular component: membrane. Gene Ontology annotation, molecular function: glycosyltransferase activity. The record is from RefSeq and is a predicted model, not a curated record. Lineage: Eukaryota; Viridiplantae; Streptophyta; Magnoliopsida; Brassicales; Brassicaceae.